GCCCCGCCCCUCCUCCGGGCCGUACAUUUACGCGGUAGCAAAAGGGAAAGUAAGGAGGAUGGUGCGGGCGGCGCGGGGCGGCGGGCGGGACGUGCAGCACCGGCGGCAGCCACCGCAGCCACAGCCGCGACGGACCGGGCCCCAGCGCGCCCCGCCGGGUGAUCUUGAGUUCUUCUUAACUUGCUAGUGCUCAGCCUCCUCAUGCCUCCAUCUCCUUUAGACGAUAGGGUAGUAGUGGCACUUUCGAGGCCAGUGAGACCUCAGGAUCUCAACCUUUGUUUAGACUCUAGCUAUCUUGAAUCUGCCUCUUCUGCCAGUGAGAGCCACUCCAGUCUGCUCGGCACAGCUGUCGUGUCCCUAAAGACUGCUAAUCUCACGUAUAUGCCCUCAUCCAACGGCUCUGCACGCUCCCUGAGUUGUGGAUGCAGCAGUGCCAGCUGCUGCACUGUGGCAACGUACGACAAGGACGCUCAGGCCCAAACUCAAGCGAGCACCAGCAGCGCCGGAGCCUCCACUGCCUGCCCUGCCAACCAAAUGGUCAACAGCAAUGAGAACACCGGCAGCUUGAGCCCGCUGGGCAGCGUGGGGAGCCCGGUCUCGGGCUCCACCAAGCAACUCGCUAGCAUCAAAAUCAUUUACCCCAACGACCUGGCGAAGAAGAUGACCAAAUGCAGCAAGAGCCACCAGCAGAGCCAAGGGCCUGUCAUCAUUGACUGCAGGCCGUUCAUGGAGUAUAACAAGAGCCACAUUCAAGGGGCUGUCCAUAUUAACUGUUCUGACAAGAUCAGCCGGAGAAGGCUUCAGCAGGGCAAGAUCACCGUCUUAGACUUGAUCUCCUGCCGGGAAGGCAAGGACUCCUUCAAGAGGAUCUUUUCCAAAGAAAUCAUAGUCUAUGAUGAGAAUACCAAUGAGCCAAGCAGAGUUAUGCCUUCCCAGCCACUCCACAUAGUGCUGGAGUCACUCAAGCGAGAAGGCAAGGAACCCCUAGUCCUAAAAGGAGGACUCAGCGGUUUCAGGCAGAACCACGAAAACCUCUGCGACAACUCCCUCCAGCUCCAAGAGUGCCCAGAGGGGGGAGGCGGGGUCGGUGCGUCCGCCGUGCCCCCCACGCUACCUCAGUCCAUCCCCACCACGCCGGACAUCGAGAAUGCUGAGCUCACCCCCAUCCUGCCCUUCCUCUUCCUCGGAAACGAGCACGAUGCUCAGGACUUGGAGAAGAUGCAGAGGAUGAACAUCGGCUACGUAAUCAAUGUGACCACCCACCUGCCCCUGUACCACUACGAGAAAGGCAUGUUCAACUACAAGCGGCUCCCAGCCACUGACAGCAACAAGCAGAAUCUCAGGCAGUAUUUUGAAGAGGCUUUCGAGUUCAUUGAGGAAGCUCAUCAGUGUGGAAAAGGUCUCCUCAUCCACUGCCAGGCCGGUGUCUCCCGCUCUGCCACCAUUGUUAUCGCGUACUUAAUGAAGCACACACGCAUGACCAUGACGGAUGCCUAUAAAUUUGUGAAAGGCAAACGACCAAUCAUUUCCCCAAACCUUAACUUUAUGGGGCAGUUACUGGAGUUUGAAGAAGACCUAAACAACGGUGUCACACCACGCAUCCUCACACCAAAGCUGAUCGGUGUAGAGACCGUGGUGUGACAGCGAGGGUGCAGUCAAGGAAGGGGCUUAACCUAUUCUUCACCUGAUUCGGGGCAGUGAUGGGUGGGAAGUGGGUUUUUCUUUUUAGCUUUCAAAGGGGGGUUUUGUGGCAAACUUUUUGUGAAUAAAAACCUUUUUUUUUUUUUGUAAGGAAAGGUUUUUAAAGAUCCAAGAACUUUGCCAUGUUUGGGAUGCUGUUGUGAUUUCCUUCCCAGAUGCUGGCAGAGCAGGGAGGUUUUGGAGCAAAAAGUAGUACUUUUUAAAAUCAAAACAAGAUGAAGAAGAAAUACUGGGCUUCCCUCCCCCCCCCCCCCUUUUUAUUUUUCCCUCCUCUCCAGCUACUUGUAGAGUUUAUGGCUAAGUAGUCUGUGCAGGUUCAUAGACUGAAGAAACCUAAGUUGAAGACGAAACACAAACAGCCAAAACAAAGCAGAAAUAAAACCCCUCCCUGAAACAGAAGAGCCUUCAUUCUGCAAAGGCUUUACUAAAGAUAACCUAGCAAAAUGCUCACCGAUGCAAAGGAAAUUGGAGCAGCUUCAAAAGUCUGCAAGGCACUUUUCACACUCCUGACUCAACCUAAAGACAAAAUAAAGAGAAGUUUAUUUGGCGUGUUUCAUGUUCCAGUUCUAUUUUUCUAUUGUGGGGUGUAAGGUUUUAACAAUAAGGGGACUUUGAUCAUUCUAUGCCAUAUGCCUUCACUGGCUUCUUGUGCAAUAAUAAUUUGGGGUUUGUUUUGAGUGUUCAAACCACAUACUGUUGGCUGCCUACUAAUAAUUUUUGAAGUCUACUAGUGCAAUGGCAGCGGCUUGGUUCGGAAAGGAUAAAUGAGAGCAAUUAUUUCGUUCCUUUAUAUGAUUUUGAUCCUGGUUACAGUGCCAUAAACCUUGUUACAUAUGUAUAUCAGAAUGUACAAAGAAUGAGCAAAGUUUAUUUAAAACUAUUUUUCGCACAAAAUAUUGGUGUGUUUCAGUUGUCUAUGUAAAAAAAAAUCCAAAAUUUGAUUAUAAAACAAAAAAUCUUUUGGAAAAUGUGUGUCUUUUUAUUUCUUUAGCAGUUUUCCAUUUUCUUUCCAUGGGACGGACUUUUGUUCUGUUGUGUUUCUUGUUGCAGUGUACAUCUCCCUUUGACAGAACUGGCAUCUCUUGUUUGGCAUCUCCUCUUCCUAUUUUGUUCCUGUCCUCUGCUGGUGCUGGUGGAAUGUGUUCUCUUUAUUUCCUCCUGUACUCCUGCAUCCUUAAUUUUCUGUAACUGGAUUUUUCUCUCCUGAAGUGCAUCAGUUUUGGAGCUGUUCAGCCGAAUUGGCACUAUUGGUGAGGGACUUUGGGACAGAUGUGUUAUUUCUGCAGCUUAGUAGCCAUUUGGAAAAAUAAGAAAUAAACUUUCUCCACCGAUUCCUGUUCAUAUUCCUGCAAUUAGCUUAUCUUCUGUUACAACACUGUCUGGUUUCUAGAAGUCUGUUGGUCUCGUGUGUGCUUUUCCCUGGCCUCUCUAUAGCCCCCUCCUCUAGCAGUUCCGUGAUUCCUUCUCCUGGGAUUUUCCCCUUUCUCUUGCCCAUCUUUCCUUCAUCCCCCUCCUUUUCCAGCUGUGUCAGUGUCGUGUGGUGCAUAUUGUAGGGCUGGUGUUUCUGCCUGACGGUGUCCCUGAGGCACCUGACUUUUGCUUUCCUUGUAUUUUCUUUAUUUUCACGGUAUGGUAUAACCUGGUCUCUUCUGGACUGUUACCAACUCUGAAGUUUAUUUGUGUGAGCCUAAAGUCACUUAGAGAACAUUUCUCGUAUCACUCUGUUUGUGCAAACUGAUAUAUCCCAGGAAAUCGGGUAGCAGUGAAGGUUUUUCCUAGAUGGAAACUUAAAUGGGCGAACCAAGUUUAAAACAGGACUUGCUGGAAAACUUAUGUAUGAUCACACUAGACAUGUAUAUUUUUGUGGACAUUUUACUUAAAAUGUUGUUACUAUACAGAUAUUUUCUUGAAACUUAUCCCUUUAUUAAAUUAUUUUUCUACUGGAA
This is a messenger RNA of Neopsephotus bourkii (Bourke's parrot), 3647 nucleotides long. It is a transcript of the gene DUSP10, whose product is annotated as dual specificity phosphatase 10. Gene Ontology annotation, biological process: protein dephosphorylation; negative regulation of JUN kinase activity. The transcript has 4 exons. Lineage: Eukaryota; Metazoa; Chordata; Aves; Psittaciformes; Psittacidae. The record is from RefSeq and is a predicted model, not a curated record. Gene Ontology annotation, cellular component: cytosol; cytoplasm. Bases 202 to 1641 code for a protein of 479 amino acids. Gene Ontology annotation, molecular function: MAP kinase tyrosine/serine/threonine phosphatase activity; protein tyrosine/threonine phosphatase activity.